AUGGCAGAUUCGGCACCGCUUCUUUCUCACCAUGAUCAAUCGGUAGAAUUGAGGCAGCCUCGAUCCCUUGACGAGACGAUUGAACGGUGCAUCGGAGACUUCGGGUGGUCUCAAUUCUUGCAAGCCGCCCUUGUAUCAUUUGCUUGGGUCUUCGAUGCACAGCAAACUUUCAUUAGUGUAUUUACUGAUGCCGAACCAUCGUGGCACUGCACUCAAGUGGAACACCAAUCAUCGGCUUGUAACUCACUCUCCAACAUUUGCCAACUCUCCAAGAAUUCAUGGUCUUGGGAUUGGCCUGCACACACAUCAAUCAUAUCUGAAUGGGGCCUUGAAUGUUCUACUUCUUUCAUCACAGGGCUACCUGCCUCCUCUUUCUUCAUGGGGUGCCUAGCAGGUGGACUUGCGCUAGCCACGCUCGCUGACUCAACUCUUGGCCGCAAAAAUAUGCUCCUUCUCUCAUGCCUAAUGAUGUCUUUAUCUUCCCUCUUGACUGUUUUCUCAUCAAAUAUAUGGAUGUAUUCAGCCUUGAGGUUAAUCAACGGGUUUGGCCGAGCAACGAUUGGGACUUGUGCUCUUGUGUUAUCAACAGAGCUAGUGGGAAAACGGUGGCGAGGCCAGGUUGGUGUUAUUGGUUUCUUUUGUUUCACCUUAGGCUUUUUAUCAUUGCCAAUAAUAGCAUAUAUAAAUAGAGGUUCUUCAUGGAGAACUCUUUAUCUAUGGAUUUCGGUGCCGACCAUCUUCUAUUGUAUACUAGUUCGUUUCUUAGUUCAUGAGUCUCCUAGGUGGCUUUUUGUCCGCGGACGCAAAGAGGAAGCAGUUUCAACACUUAAAAGCAUGGCGCAGGCUAACCAGAGUAUCUUAACAAUGAGUUUCUCCAAUGUCCCAAUCGAGCCAGAAUCAUGGAAUGUUGAUCUUUACUCCACAGUCAAGAUACUAUUGAACAAGAGAUGGGCUUUUCGAAGGUUAGCGGCGGUUAUGAUAGCAGGUUUUGGUAUUGGGAUUGUGUACUAUGGCAUGCCAUUAGGCCUUGGAAAUCUAUCAUUCAAUAUCUACCUGAGUGUCACGUUCAAUGCCUUAUCCGAGCUCCCAUCAUCAUUGAUUACAUUCUUCCUCAUGGGAAAAUUAAACCGGAGAGGCUCAUUGUUGGGUUUCACAGUCUUAAGUGGGAUAUGCAGCGUAUUGUGUGUGGUGAUUGGGCAAGUGUGGCCAGGUUUACAGAUUGGGCUAGAACUGGUGUCCUUCUUCAGCGCGUGCACGGCGUUCAACGUGGAACUGAUAUACACAUUAGAGCUGUUUCCCACAUGCGUGAGGAACUCGGCAAUCUCAAUAGUGAGGCAGGCGCUUGUAUUUGGGGGAGUGUUCAGCCCAGUGCUGGUUGCUGCAGGGAGGAAAAAUGGGUUCCUAUCAUACGGGGUAUUUGGGUUGGCGAUAGGGUUUUGUGCACUGCCUGUGCUUGGUUUGCCAGAGACAAGGGGUGCCACAAUGUGUGAUACAAUGGAUGAAGAAGAGCAGAAAGAGUUAGAGAAGGCGGCUUCUGACGCCCACGGUGUUGCUGCUGCUAUGUUGGCUUAAGCUGCCAUUGUCUAGCUGUAGCAAGCAAGUGGAACAUAUUUUUGCUUCAAUAUAUUUUCUCAACAUGCCUUUGACUACUGUUCUCUUAUACUAUAUGAAUCAGGC
Theobroma cacao (cacao) is the source of this 1677-nucleotide messenger RNA. RefSeq names its product organic cation/carnitine transporter 3. Gene Ontology annotation, molecular function: transmembrane transporter activity. The record is from RefSeq and is a predicted model, not a curated record. NCBI's taxonomy places the organism in Eukaryota, Viridiplantae, Streptophyta, Magnoliopsida, Malvales, Malvaceae. Gene Ontology annotation, cellular component: membrane. Gene Ontology annotation, biological process: transmembrane transport.